AUGUCACUUAACGCCAAAGCUAAAGUGGAAACAUGGCAGGCAUUUAAAAAUCACUGGAUUUUAUGGAAAUGCUUCGGUUUACAGCCACCAAAACGUGACUCUAAAUGGUUUGUACCAUACAUUGCGUAUGCGAUUUUCCUCAAUGUGACCGUUACAUUGUUGUUUCCCACAACGCUUAUUGUCAAUUUGAUACUUUCGAAAAACUUAACGGAAUUAUGUGAAAAUCUUUAUAUGACAACAACGGAUGUGAUUUGCAAUGUAAAAUUUUUAAAUAUAUUCGUGGUGAGACAUAAACUGCUAAAGGUGCGUAAAAUUUUACAGCGUUUAGAUGUGAGAGCUAAAACACACAAAGAAGUGGCCAUAUUAGAGGAGGGCAUUAAAUUGGCUAGAAAAUGUUUUAUGACUUUUGCACGUUUAUUUUGCUGUGCCGUAAUCAGCAGUCAAAUGAUGGUUUAUCUUUCAAGCGAAAGAAUACUAAUGUAUCCGGCUUGGUAUCCUUGGGAUUGGAGGGCAUCAAAGAAAAACUACAUUUACGCUUUCUCAUAUCAACUGUAUGGAUUAAUUGUACAGUCAACACAAAAUCUUGGCAACGACACGUAUCCACCGGCCUACUUAAUCAUACUUACCGCUCAAAUUAAAGCAUUAGCCUCACGCAUCAAGGACUUGGGUACUAAUAAGAACACAUCCGAAGAAGAGUUGUAUAAGGAAUUAACGGAUUGCAUUAAUGAUCAUAAUACCAUAAAUGAACUCUUUUUCACAAUUCAGGAAGUUAUUUCCACAACUUGCAUUGCACAAUUUGUAGCCACCGGUUUGGCUCAAUGUACUAUUGGGGUCUAUAUGAUUUAUGUCGGUCUACAUCCUUCUAAAACCCUCAAUAUUGUAAUUUAUUUCAGUGCCGUUACAAUGGAAAUAUUUAUUUUAUGUUAUUUUGGUGACUUGUAUUGUCAGGCUAAUAUUCAUUUAACUGAGGCCAUAUACGCUUGUAAUUGGAUGGAUCGUGAUAAGAAAUUUAAACAGGCAUUUUUGGUACUAUUGCAACGUUCGCAGAAAACAAACUGUAUAAUGGCGGGAAAUUUGAUUCCGGUGCGAAUGCCAACAUUUGUAAAGGUUAUGAAAACUGCAUAUUCGGUAUUUACAGUUCUCAAUAAAGUCGAAUAAACUAAAGCUUUGUUUGGUCGGCCCGCCCCUGUAAGCUAUAGCCAACUAUUUCGCAAUGUUUGAUCGAAUCGGAGCAUUUUGGGAAUGAAUCGUUCAAGAAACCUUUUCCUACUAAAAAAUCUCAUCCGAAAAUCUACUACACCUUUUACCAUUUAUUGUACCUUGAAUAUUGAUGUUUAAUACGAUUAAUAUCUGCUUCAAAGUUAAUAACCGUCUAAUUCUGGUAAGAUCAGGGCAAUACAACACUAUAUUUCAUUUACAAGAGAUAUUGCAAAUUCAUUGAAUUUUGGUUGGAAAAGGUUUUUGAACGAUUUUCCCAAGAUAAUCGCGAAAAUGUUCAAAUUUACUCGUGGAUGAUUCCUUUGGGCCAGCUUUAGAGAUUUGUCUUAUCAUACUGUUUGGGGUGAGCCGAUGUUUUUCUGGAGAACGUGGAGCGUUAGUAUCAGUGUGAUAUUUUAUAAUAUGCUAUAAACUAUCAAAAAUAUUGUUUUUAAACAAUAUAUCCUUUUACUACUUACAAGCCUUAAGAAGUUAAAAAUUGAUCUACGCAGGGAAAUAAAAAAUAACAACAUCAACCUAUGAAAUAUAUGUUUCUGGAAUCGAAAAUCUAACGACAAGACAAGGAGAUUUACUGAUAGACGGACAUAGCUUAACGACUUUUAUAAAGAGCUGGAAUAUAAAUACUAUGUUGGGUCCAAGAUGAAUAUUUCUCAUUUAAACGGUGAUGGCAUUAGAGGCAAGUACUUACCACACUCGCUUAAAAACACUACUUAUAUAAGUACUUACAAAUAAGGAGUUAAAUAGUUGUUUUAUAUUAAAAACAGAAUACAAAGCUGAGCUUCUAGUUCUUUAGUUCGCUAUCUUGUGCGUUUAAUAAUGAUUUUCAAUUAUGUAAGUACAAGCCAUUACCAAGUAUGCUGGGUAUAUGUUCAUAUAUACCCCUUAUCAGCUCUUAUGGUGGUGAAUGGUAUAAAAAUGAAUGAAAUUUUUAAAAUUAUCUUUUGCUGAUGUAGUUAUAGUUGGUUUUAUCAUAUUUUUUUCGCCAACCAAAUGAAAUCAAGUUGAAACGAUUAAAAUAAAUACAAAAACGUUUUGUAAUAAACUGCACUUUUCGCACCCGAAAAUGUACUAGAAAUAAUACUCUAAAGAAUUACUUAACAAAUAAAAUGAUAUUUUAUAGUUUAUUAAAUUUAUUUGAUUUAUUUUGUUAAUUUUUUUAUAUUUUAUUUCUUUAUUUAUUUAUAUAGUAUGAAUACUAAAUUAUUCUUU
Lucilia cuprina (Australian sheep blowfly) is the source of this 2427-nucleotide messenger RNA. RefSeq names its product odorant receptor 2a-like. The transcript is spliced from 3 exons. Gene Ontology annotation, molecular function: odorant binding; olfactory receptor activity. Gene Ontology annotation, biological process: sensory perception of smell; detection of chemical stimulus involved in sensory perception of smell. The coding region runs from base 1 to 1158 and encodes 385 amino acids. Gene Ontology annotation, cellular component: plasma membrane. The record is from RefSeq and is a predicted model, not a curated record. NCBI's taxonomy places the organism in Eukaryota, Metazoa, Arthropoda, Insecta, Diptera, Calliphoridae.